AUGGAGUCCAUGGACGUGAUUCGCCUCGACUGGAAGUCGCCCCCGCUCGACGCGCAGCAGUUGCGAUGGUUUUUCGGGAACUCGACGCGAGAGUACAACGAAGGCGGGUACUACGCCGUCUCGUCCGCGUUCAACUUCUACGAGAAAAACGGCACGACGCACUUCGUGUAUCGCCUCGGCGCGGCUUCGGGGGGCUACAAACCGAAAGAUCGCGUGUACGACACGCGCGAAUACGACGGCACGUAUCACGCGCGAACGACCGAAGCCGGCGAGGAGUGGGUCCGUUGCUCGAAACGUCUCCCGCAUCGUCCGUGGCGCGGGUACAACGGUCGCACGAUCAUGCUGGACCCCGACGAUCUAGAGCGGAGCUGGAUCGACUGCGGAGCGAACCGGCACGGAGACGAUCCUUUCGGAUUCGAAGGACGCGUCGCGGAACGGGAGGACGCGGCGACCGCGCCCCCCGGGACCGUCGUGCAGACGAGCGACGACGUCUGGCGCGUCGCCGGCGCCGACGCGUACGAACGCUCGCCCGCGGAAGCGAAAGCCGAGGAGAAGGUGGGCGUUUCAGGUCUGCCCUUGUCCCCCGCGACCCGGGACGCGAUCACGGGGCGAUACUCGCCCGCGCAGAGGUGCUUCCGAGGCGAAUCCGUCACCGUCGGCGGAUCUCCGCACGCGUGCGACCAAGCCGGGUACGAAAGAUCGUUACCCGACGGCACCGUGCGUCGAUACGUGACGCCGACGUGGGACAACAGCAACAACUGGACGCACAACAUGUACGAGAUGUCGAUGAUCAGAGAAGGCGGCCCGGAUGCCGGGGGAAAGCUCCAGUUCGAUACCUCCCCGGCGUAUCCGAACACGUUGUUCAUCGGCGGGCACACCGAGUGCAAAGGUUUCGUGUAUUACGGUAGUACGAGGAGCCCGGACAACUUUGAUCACUGCGCCAACGGCGUUCGGUACCUCACGGCGUGGGAAUACCUGUGGAAGAAUCCGGAGGAGGUCGGAUCUUCCCUGAACCCCCCUGCACUGGACGCAAGCGCGGCACCCACAAACGAGUCCAAGAAGUACAUCCUCGGCCGCUGGCGGGAGCCUCAACUCCCCUGGAGCCUCCCACGGAACUUCCAACCGAAAGAUUUCAUCGGCGCCGGGGUCACGAAAGCGAACUGCACGCAUAGCGCGAUGUACGCCGGAAUCCCGAAUCGCUACUCCACCGAGGGAAGAGACGAGCUCAAACGGCGAAAGAAAUUAUGCGACGCACACAAAUUCGGCGCCGGCGUCGUCUGGGACCCGCCGACGAUCACCUCCGAGGCGUGUGUCGGUGAUGCCACGCUGUUGGGAAACGAUAUCACGGACUCGAAGCCCUUUGAACCGUACGUCGUCUCGUCGUACGUGUACCCACGAACUCACGUUCCCGUGUAUCAGGACUCGGACGUCGGGCUCCCUAAGUUGGUUCCCGCAUACGUCGAGACAACGACGAAGCGGAGGUUGGACUGGGAUGUCGGAAGGUACGUGACGUGGCACGAAAAUAUUACUUACAACGGCGGGACGACGACAAUCGAUUGGAAUGCCUACUACGCGCCCGCGGCCGAGGACGUCGUCGUUGGCAACUUGUGGCACAUCGGUGAGGAGUUUCGGUUUCCGGACGCGGAUGGGGAGGGCGGUGAUACGCAGCCUUUGAACGCGGAGGACGUCCCCGCGGGUGGCUUUCCCGUGAAGGGCUCGUCGCUUUACAUGAAUCGCGAAGGGAAGCUCGUGCUCGUCGCGGUCGAUCGUGGGAAGACCCCGACCGUGAAGACGUGCACGAGCUCGAUGAAAAUCGAAGUCGACGCGUGGACGCUCGUGACCGUUUCCGUGGACGAGACGAAGGCGACGUUGCGCGUCGGCGAGCGAGAGGCGUGUUCCGUGACUCUUCCACACGGACCAUACGCGCUAUCCGACGGGUGUGUUCCGACGCCGGUAUACUCGCAGUGCCGUACAGACGACUGCGCCGGAGUCGGGGAUCACUCGAGAAAACACGCCGCGCCGCACGCGCCGGCGUCCGUGCGCGCGGAAAUGUUCGACUUUACGAUCGCGAUCGGCGAUCGGUACGUCAAGAACGUCGCGGGGGCGUCGGCGGCGCGCGUUGCGUUUACGCCGCCGCACCCGGACGCGUGGAAAAAACGAUGUCGUCCUGACUGCCCAGACCCGAACGUGUUCUUUAACCACGUCCCUAUUCCUCAGGGAAGAUGGACGCGCGUCGAAGAACCGCGGUCGCUGAAGCUGUACGGGUGCCGCGGAGGUACGUGUGAGGACCCGAAUCACUGCUGCAGGGCGGAAGGUAAAAACUGUUACGAGACCAGAUACGAGUGGAGCGAACACUGCGGGCACUCCAGUGCAAAAGGGUGCGGAUACCGUGGAAGCUGCCGAACCGAGCUCACGAAGGCCAUGGGCGACGACGAGGCGAACACCGGCGAGGGAGGUACAUGGCGUUCGAGCUUUAAGGUGAACGCGAGGGGAGACGUGUCGUUCAUGAUGGAUAAGGUGUAUUUCCUCAACGGCAAGGGUGAAGUCGAAGAAUUGGAGAGUUCGUUUUGGACGUUACGCGGCGCGAAAUCGACGUGCGAUAUGACCGGCUUGUGCGGUGACGACUUCGCGAACGCGUCGCUGCACGGCAUCUUUGAAAAGAGAGACGACGGCGUCGCGCAUUGGCGGAAGCAGACGAAACGUGCCAAGGAAAAUUCGAAAGAGUCCGACAUGUAUCAUUCCGCCUUAGGUCAGCUCGUCAAGACGGGCGACCACGAGGAUAUUCUCGUGAUAAAAGACAUUAAAAUAUUCACGUGGCACCCGGAGAAGAAGACUAUGGAAGGUGGCUGGUCCACGCAGGGCAUGAACAUCAGGGAUGAGUUGCAUGACGGAAAGAAGAUGGAAGUCAUCCUGAGCGGUCGUUCCAUCACGCAUUACAACCCGAACUUCGGCACCGACACGGAUGUGUACGGCUGGGCGCAGCGUCGAAUGCUAGAUUCAGAGAACUAUGUCCAACGCGACUAUAUGCCCUUGGGCGAAAGCGCGCACCCGUCUCCAUACAUUUGUGCAACUUGGAGGUCGCUCUUUUCCCCGGAUGGAGGGUACACAUACUACGGCGUCCUCGUCUCUGGUUACGAUCCAAAAUCAGAGCCGAUCUCGCGGUGCCACUUCGGCAGGAAAGAAGGCGUGCAGGGUAAGAACGCUCUCGGCAGGCAGUUCGUGCUCGGCAUACGAAGGCUCGUGACGGACGAGUGUAAGCCGCUCAUCUCGAGGAAUACCGACGUCGGGUUCGCGUCGUACGUCGGGACGACCCGCGGCUCCAACACCAAAUUCAGAGGUGGGAUAUCGAACGCGAACGGCGACUUUUUGUUCAGCGGCACGCUUGGUGCACCAGAAUUGCUCGGCACGAACGCGUCGCACGCGCGAAUCGAUCUCACGUCUGAAGCGACCGGUUGCGCGGCGAACGCCGACGCGACGAUGCCGUUCAAGUUUAACGAGACCGCGGGCGGAAAGUGCAUGUCGCAGGUGGUGACGUUUCAGGGGAAAGGCUGUUUCGCGGCCUCGUCGCAGGACGAUUCGUGCGGCGCGCUCGCGAAGAGCACAUUCCUCGGCUCCGGUGGCGCUGGGGACAUGGCGCGCGCGAUCGUCGAAGGGUCUGUCGUCGUCGUCGGUCCUCCUGGCGUCGGGGUGAUGAAACUCAACGAACACGCCAACGUCACAAUUUGGAACGCAUGUGCGCAGUGUGAAAAAAGCGAGAGGACAUGCGAUAUCCUGUGCUCGACGACGCGGGAGCCAGGCGCUCAAAAUACCUCUUUCGACAACAUUCGCGUCGACGUCGGUCCACAAGGAUCCGUCGUAGCGGUUCUGCGAGGAAACGUCGUGAUCGUCCUCGACGCUGCCACGGGCACCGAGAUGUAUCGAAACGAUAUCGCCGCGGGCCGUGAUGUCGAUCGUGGCAUUGUCGUCUCCGACGUCGCCGUGAGCGACGCCAAACACAUCCGUAAAGUGUUCGUCGGCGGGUACAAGAAGAGCAUUCCCGUCGACGUCGGCGGGUGUCCAACGUGUCUUCCGGGUGUCCAAUACGUUGACGUCGCGUUCGUUCGCGCGUACGAUGCGGAUACCGGCGCGUUGAGUUUCAAAACCUGGGAUUACGAAGGCUCGGACAUGGGCAAAUUCGACGCCGCGCACACGCGAAUCAAACGCAUGAUCGUGGACAAAUCCGGUCGUUUAUUCGUCGGCGCAGACGUGAGCGGAUACAAAAAAACAGCUCCAAAAUGGGAUUAUCCCACGAAUGACAACUUCUUCCGUUAUGACGGCGGGCCGAAUGGCACAGUAAAAGCCGCGCUUGCGUAUCAAAGUAGACCGAGGGCGACGGUCAAGCAACCCGAUUCCCACGCUAGCGUCGAUGGAUCGGCGGAGUUCGGACCCGAUUCCGCCGCUUACGUCGCUUUGAUCGACCCGUUCACGGGGCUCGUGGCGCGAGGCCAACACCUAUUCUCUCGGUCAAGUAAAAAAUGCUAUCCGCGCGGGAGAAAAAAUAUUUGUCAAAGUGCCAUAGGCCACGUCACGCUCGAAGCGAUCGACGUCGACGCGAAAGGCAACAUAAUCAUCGCUGGUCAGAUUUCCGGUAUCAUAAAAAAUCGCGACUACAACACCGUGAACAAUGUGCGCAUCGCGCGUCAGCCAGGGAUACCGCCGGAGGCGGAACCCUAUUUCGCGAUUUUCGAUGCGAACCUGAUCCAGCGACUAAAGUGGUCGACGCUCUCGCAGAAAACGAGCUGGAAGCCUGGCGGGCAGGGUUCAGCCGCGGUCAUCGUCGGUGGGUCGUACUGCCCGGAUAACACGCGAAACUUCGGGUCGUGCACGAGCGCCGUGCUUCUCACCGGCGUGGUGACGCGAAACAUGGGCCAGUUCUACACCAUGGCGAACGCGUUGCAGGUUAUGGGGGAAGGGACGAAAAAAGGUUCGGCGAGGGGAUGUUUGCGCAACGGGUACCGAUACAAGAGCGGUGCGGAGUAUCGAGCGGAUCUUGAGAGAACAGAUUGUCACAAGACGGAUGCGUACGCGGCAUUGAUCCAAGGACCGCCGCAAAUUGGAGACUUUUCCGUGUGCAAUCCCCUGGAUUUCCGCGAACCGCCCGUGGAUCUUCUGUGGGCGAGAUUCGUGAACGCGAAAAAGUCCAUCGAUCUGAAAUUCGACGCGAACUCGGACAGGGGCGAGACGGGGGAGCUCACGCUCGGCGGGAUCUUUCCGUGUUCCGAGCUCAUCAACGUCAACGCGUCCGCUAAUCUCGGCGAGGGGUGCCUCGCGUAUUUUCUCGAUAAGCGCACCGUGCGGAUCUCCCUAGGAGACGGGCACGAGGCGACUGAAGCGAGCGAUGGCAUCGCAGACGGAUCCGUUAUCACGAUACGCGGGGGCGUGAUAUAUUCUGACAAAUUCCGCGAUCGCGGACGAAGCACGACGGCGUCUAUUCAGGUGACACGUCACCCAGGGGAAAAGGUUGCCGUGCACGCCCGUGUCAAGUGCUUUAACGAAUUCAUAAACAUCGACUGGGGAUGUUUCGUGCCGACGAUCGACUGCACUGCAUCGGAAAGCACCGGGGAUCUCGGCGGGAACCUGACGUUUAAGUGGUCGCUCGAGCGUACGCCGAUCACGGGCCGGGGUGCAGACGCGAAAGAGGACGCACUGAGAUCAUAUCUCGGAAAUCUCACAUCGACGUCACGGUCGAUCAGCAUUCCGAGUUCGAUAUACGUCCCUCUACUCGGCUCUCGACGCGACACUUUACACAUGUUUACCUUCUCCGUCAUCGUCAGCAAUAAAAAGGGACACGUGUACACCGGCGAGAUGACCGACGUCAACGCGCAAAGGAAGGAAGCAAGCGCCGCGCUCACCAACACGGAGAGCGGAUUCGUGAUCGAGUGGGCCAAAAUGAAUCAAAUUCCGCCAGGAAGGGUGUACAGCAUGCACCGAGGCUUGGCAGGAGUGAAGGCCGCGUGGAGAGAUUGCGGUCUAGAAUCGCGUAACGCGGAGACAGAGCGCACGUUCUCAUGGAAGGUAACCCCGAUGCUCGACGAUCGGUCCGAGAUAGAAACAGAACGCGUCGCGGGCUGGCCCACGCCCACGGGCAUACACCCAGAGGUGACUUAUCAAGAGACCAAGCUCGUCGAGUUAUUCGCGAUGCAAAAGACUUCCUUUUUUUCGUGGCACAGAAAUAUGAUGUUCGCGGGACGCAAAUACGUCAUAGAGUGCGGGGUCACCGCAUUCUGGAACGGGGCGCACUCGAAUAAUACGGGUGGCAACAGUGAAUGCCCAGCCGGAUGGACCCGUGUGAACCAAAGGGACCGCACAACUCGUUCAGGAUGCGAAAUCACGAAGACGUUGCGUUGGACAACUCGCACGAAAUACGGCAAGAUAAAGAGCAUCGCGUUCGGAGGAAAUGGCGGUGAGUACGCGGAGUAUGCCAAGGCGAUCGCUCCCGGAGAACCUCUAGAUCCGUUCGUUAAUGAUCAAAAGUGGAACAAGCCAUCAUUGUUGUUCAACGAGGUUUUGCCGCGAAGGCAAGUGAGACACGACGAGAAGAACGAGGUGCACGCGGUCGCAGACCAGAGAAUCGACCCAGACUGGAGGACGGACGUCGAGGUUAUGAACCACCAGUGGUACUGCACGAACUACGUCUCCGAUCGCGAGGACUGUGGCCUCGCUGGAUUAUCCGUGGACCUCGGCGGAGACGUAAAGUUGGUGCAAGGGCGAAAUUAUGAUCGAAAUCUUCGUGAACAAGACAAGUUUUGGCCGCCUCCAGCGAAAAGUCUCGACGUGGACGAGCUCCCUGAGGGCACCCCGCUGCGACUCCCUGCGAAUUCAAUGCAUGAGGCCAAGGAGUACACGUUCACACUGAUGUCCACGAAGACGAAACGCGAUUCCUUCCCGGACAUGACCGUGCUUCUCACGACGUACAAGACGUGCCCGACAGCGACGAUCGAGCCGAUUCACGGCAGGGUGAAUACGCAAUUUUUAUUCCGCAUCUAUGGCAACGGCGCAAGCGUAAAGGGGGAUGUGUACUUCCGAUGGUCGCUCGUCGACGCGCAUCCGCUUGACGCGGCGACAUUAAAGAAGCCGGAGACGACGAACUGGUUGGACAAGGCGUAUUUUUCGAUAGCGAAGAAUACGAUGGUCCCUGGAAGAGAAUACGUGUUGAAGCUCUUCGUGACGACAGAUAAAAACGACCCGGACACGUGCAUUGGCGAAGCGGAGCGCCUUUUACUUACAAACACCCCUCCGAGAGCAAUCGACGGCAUAACAUUUGACCCACCCGAUGGCGGGAUUGAGUUCAACACCAGUUACACCAUCGAAUGCGGGUCAUGGGUCGACGACGGCGCAGAAGCCCUGGAGUACCGACUUGCAUUUUGGUACGACUUCGAUGUGUACAAGCCCCGGUGGGCGUGGUUGACCGACCGCCAAAAAGGCAUGUCGACUUUUCGAAACGUGUUCGUGCCUCAUUCUCCCGGGAGCAUCGACACGAAAGUUCGAUGCGUCGCAUAUGACGCGGACGGCGCAUUUGGCGUGAGCGCAGGCGCGGUCAAAGUUGAGGAAAAUUCAAAUCUUGGUGCCGCGCUUGAAGGCAUUUUCAAUGUCGGCAAUCACAUGGACAACGUGCACGUGUUCCCCGCGGCGCUUCGACGAUUACAGCAGCAAGAUAAGGCGAGACAUAAAGAGCGCGCACGACGUAGCUCGGCCGCGUUGCUCGGGGAAAGCCUUCCGCCGCGGCCUGAUCUUGAAGAACUCAGCUCGAGCCUUAAAACGGCGCUACAGGGGCUAAAAACGUUGAUGUCACAGACCCCAUUCAUUUCUAUAUCACUUCGCGACGCGGCAUUAGAGCUAGUCGACACCUACGUUGCGACCUCGGAGUUAGACGACGCACACGCGAGGUCGCUUCCCGCGGCCGAUAUCCUGGAAAUCAUAGCGCGAACGGCGCACGAUUGGCCAGACGGCGUCGACGAUGCAUCCGAGCCCCCAGAUGAAAACGGCGAGCUCGGUGACGGCACUUGGUCGGCGUUAAUGACCGCGUACGGACGCUCCACGGCACGACAUGGCACUGACAAGGUCGGCGUGAGCACGUCGCGCGUCCUUCGAGGCUCUGCUGCCGCGGAUGCAUCCAACGACGAAGUCUGCAAUGCACCACUUACGAAGCGCGUUGUCACCGUCGAUGGCAAGGUUUCUUCAGAAAAACUCUUUGCACGUGUGACGUAUUCUGGCACCCCGAGCGGGUACCACGAGCAGCUCGCGUCCGGAAGCUGGCCGAGCGAGAUCCCGAAGUUCAACGUCACUGGGCGCUUCCGCAGCAGCGACGAGGUAUUCGAGUCUGUUGCCGUGGAAACCCCUAUCCCGGAUGCGAAACCGAUAGUCGGCGGGUGCGCGCACUUUUGCGUAAUUGCGAAUGGUGACGUUGUGUGCUGGGGACAGGGCGAAUACGGUCAACUCGGCACGGGUAGCGUAUCCAACGUCGGUAACGCGCCCGGAGAGAUGGGUGAUAAAUUGAAACGCGUUCCGUUGGGUUCGAAGGCGACGCAGCUCGCAUCAGGGUGCCAGCACACCUGUGCACUGACUGACGAUGGCAAGGUGAUGUGUUGGGGACGAAACCAGUACGGGCAGCUCGGCGUCGGCGCGGACGUCGGUGAAAUAGGCGCGGACUUUAUCGAGGGCAACGAAAUUACCGCCGUGGACCUCGGGACGGGCAUGGAAGCGAUUCAGAUCGUGGCGGGACUUGAACAUACGUGCGCGCUCUUGAGCGAUCGCUCGGUCAAGUGCUGGGGAAGGAAUAACAAGGGGCAACUCGGUCAGGAGGAGCCGCCGUCGAAGAAUCGUGGGACGUCGCCGAUGGACAUGGGCGACGACCUCCCGCCGAUUAAAGUCAUGGGUAAAGGAUCUAAGGGCGUCGUCACGCGGCUGUUUGCCGGGAGCGAAUACACGUGUGCGGUCAUCGAGACGGACAGCGGGAGGGGCGAGUGCACGCUCGACUGCGAUUACAUUACCACAGAAGAAGCCAAGUGCUACGUCAACAGGUACCCGGACUUACGCAGAGCCUUCGGACACAACAUCGGUGCCGCGAAAAGACACUGGAAUAAACACGGGAAGAAAGAGGGACGCGAUAAAGAAUGCGAUUCUCAUAAAAAAGUGAAGAGUAGCAAGGCCAAAUUCAAGUGUUGGGGUGGGAACGAAGUAUGCCGCAUGAAUGUGUGGCGAGACUGGAGCAAAAACAACAAGAACUACGGAGACAGACCCGGGUCGAUGGGCGAAAAUUUGGAUUUCGUCCACCUCACUCGCCCGGUGAAGCAGCUCGCGUUGUCUCAAAGGCUCACUUGUGCGAUCCUCGAAUCCGAAGCAAAUGCAGGAGAGGACGAGCUCGUAUGUUGGGGUGAAUACGCGAAACGGGAACUCCCGGGACGAUUCGGUGUGAUAAACGAGUGCAGAGAUGGACAUUACAAGCAAUUACCGUUCGGGAAGACGGCAUACGAUCUCACGUCAAUAUCAGACUCCGGGGACAGAAACGCCACCUACCCUGUGCAAAUCGACGGCGGUCAUACGCACAUCUGCGUGACGAUGAGCGAUGGGAACGUCCGUUGCAUCUGCGACUCGCAAUUGAAUACGGCGACCGUUAUGGCUUAUCGCCAAAAGGGGUUCAAGCUCUACGCAGACUUUUCCGACCCGAUCGUGUGCGGCUAUGGAGACGUGUCACCGAGAAAAAAAGGUGAAGAUUGGGCCGAAGGUUCGCCUCCCGUCGUCGAUCUCGGCGGCGACGUCGCGUUCGUCGUCGCGGGUGGGACGUCGAACUGCGCGAUGCUGAGAAGCGGCGUCGUGAAGUGCUGGGGGCAAAAUUUCGCCGGUCAGCUGGGAGUCGGUGAUGCGGUUGCGGUUGGGAACUCGUCGAAGAACAUGGGAGCGAAUCUUCCCGCGGUGUCGUUACCCCCCGGCGUACCGAAGAAGCAAGGCACGAAGGGCUUCGUCCAAGAACGGCGAAUGGUGACGCCGACGAACGUGAAGUCAGAUCUGUGCGCGACGUUUAGUGCGGGCGCGAUACCGUCCGCCGCGUUUGCGAAGUGCCCCGACAGCACGUCCGUGGAGAAUUGCGGGUUGCCGUUUGUCGUGAGCGAGUCCGUCGCAUUCCUCUCUAUUGUUGACGAUUUCAGCGGACAGAUCGACUAUUUACAUUCGCUCCGCUCGAGCGUGACCUUGCGAGUCGAUGAAAGAUACCGAACGCUCGUAUCGGUGAACGAGGAGGAAGAAACAGACGAAGAGAAGAGCGCAGUAUAUUGUGCGGUGCUUCACACUGUGUCAGCGGAAGGCGCCGGGUCCGCGGCCGAGGAGGAUAUUCUCUGGCGUGAUGACGACUGCGUCGUGACGCGAGCAGAGGGCGAUGCGAGCGUUUACACGUGCACGUGUAAAAAGCUCGGCGCCGUCGCGCUCGCGCUGCGCCCCGAGCGCGCGGAGGACUGGAAACGCGCCGGGUCGCGCGGAAGAUCUCCAAGCUGUUUUGACGGUGUUUUGAACGGAGCUGAAACGGGCGUGGACUGCGGCGGCGAUCGAUGCAGCCCGUGUGCACUCGCGGCGACGGCGACGGCGCAGGUGGCGCCGUCGGCGGCGGCGAAGAGCGAGGGCACUGAUUUCUCGGGCUCGACGCCGACGCCGACGCCGACGCCGACGUCGUCGGAAGUCGACGACGACGCGACCUCGGUCACGACGACGUACGCGAUCACCGGCAUGUCCGCGGCGAAAGCGGACGCGCAGUUGAAUUUCGUCGAAAACGUCCUCGUGAAGUCGCGCCUGAGCCGCGGGAUCACAUUUCACGCGCUCGCGACGACGCGCGUCUCCGCGGAGAAGAGCGCGGACGGCGCGUCGGCGACGCUCGUAUUGAAAUUCACCGGGUUCGUCGGAAAGGACCCGAGGGGCGUGAAGCGGUUCUCGCAGAUGUCCGCGGGGCCGCGGACGAUGCGCGCGACGAACGCGAUCAUGAAGAAGCGCGGCUCGCUCGUCGUCGCCGCGAAUCACCGAACGGAUUCGGUCAUCUCCUGGAGCGACGCGCACGAACGCGCGCUUAGAGGACGCAUCGGGGGCUUGAUUCGCAGGGCGAAAGCGGCCGUCGCCGUGGGCGACGGAGCCGCGCGCGCCAAGUUCGCGCGCGGGAUCCGGUAUUUCAAGGCACUCCUGAACGGACCGUCGGCGGCUCCCCCCGCGUCGCUCGGCGCCGCGAAGACGAAGCACGCGACCAUCCGCAGCCUCCCGAUCGCGUCGACCGUCGCGACCGCGACCGUCGUCGCCGCCGUCGCGUUGUUCGUCGUCGUCGCGCGGCGGCGGCGGCGGCGCGGAAGAGGCGAUGCCGGCGGCGCGGAAGAAGAAGCUGCCUUCGUCGUCGACGCGCCCGCGGAGGCAGAUUACGGCUCGUUCGCGUGAGCGAGUGAGAGACGACGCUCGCUUUUCGCUCGGCGCCGAGAGAGGUGCACGUGUACUGUAAGUAGAGUUGUAAAUAACAGACUCGCAGCUUUCUUGGUG
Messenger RNA from Micromonas pusilla CCMP1545, 11544 nucleotides. RefSeq lists its product as uncharacterized. The transcript has a single exon. Lineage: Eukaryota; Viridiplantae; Chlorophyta; Mamiellophyceae; Mamiellales; Mamiellaceae. Gene Ontology annotation, cellular component: cytoplasm. Bases 1 to 11445 code for a protein of 3814 amino acids. The record is from RefSeq and is a predicted model, not a curated record.